GUUUGUUCGUAGUUCUCUGUUCGUAGAAUUCGAAGAGUCGAAGGCCUCGUUUUGUGGGCUAGAUCUCCUCGGGCAUGGUUUCUUUUUGAAGAGUUCCGAGAGUCGAAAUUUGGGUCGGAUCGACAUUUUUGCGAAGUUCUUUCGUGCCUGCAAGUUGCUCUACGAAUUGCCUGUUAGGAAAGUAAGAAAGAUAGAGAUACAGAGAGGAGAGUUCUUCCUUUCUAUCAUUUUCUUCAUUUACGUAUGAGGUGGAGGAUGGAGACCCGGCACAUUCCCAGAUCCUCGUUCACUAGAGCCAUUGUUAUUCUGCAAAUCAUCUUGGUCGUCUUCGUCAUAUUAAGUGUUGCAAGCCUUCACCAUUUCUUUCAUGUUGGAUACUUUCUCGAUGCCAAUGAAGAGAACUGCCAAAAAUUCCAGACGAUGAGCAAUGGCUAUGCUGACUAUGACCUUACGGCUCUCCAUGACCGUGUCGAAGAGGUCCUUGCCCGGAUCUCUGAUAUCCAGAACAAGCUUCAGUCCAGCUUGAAGAACAAAAGGAGCAUCGCUGUCAAAAACAUCACUCACACCGAGUUCAGAAUCUUCCUCGAAGAGCAAGUGAUGCAACCUCUUUACAGUGUUCACGUCGCACUCACUCUUGUUCGCAUUCCUAAACCGGAUGCAGUGGAGGACCCCUUAAUCAACUUCUUCACAGUGGAGGAGACAAGGAAGUAUAUCACCGGAAAGGGCAACAAGGACGGGAAGUUGAGCGUGUAUGGUACUAAUAGAACCUACAACACCAUUGGCCAUGCUUGUGUCCUCAUGAGAAAGGAACUGGAGGAGUAUAUGGAUUACGACAUGGGCUCCUACUGCAAAGAUGAUUGGAAUCUAGCACAAAAGUUGAUGCUCGGAGGUUGUGACCCUCUUCCCCGGAGAAGGUGCUUGGCUCCGGCAUCCAACCUAUAUCAGAAGCCACUUCCAAUUAACAUGUCCUUGUGGACUAUGCCAGACGAUCGCAAUGUGAGGUGGAGUAACUACAAAUGCAGGGACUUCAAGUGCUUGUCGAGUAGGAAUCCGAGGAGGAGCUUCUCCAAAUGCAUUGGAUGCUUUGAAUUUGAGAAGGAGAAGCUGAGAUGGGUUAGCAAUGUCUCACUAGCUGACUUCCUGAUUGCUGAUGUUCUUGCAGUUAAACCAGGGGAAAUCAGGAUUGGAUUGGAUGUUAGUGUUGGAACAGGAAGCUUCGCGGCUCGAAUGAGGGAGUGGAAUGUGACAAUUGUGUCGACUUCGUUGAAUUUGGGAGCUCCUUUUAGUGAGACAAUUGCACUUAGGGGUUUAAUCCCUCUGUAUGUAACACUUAAUCAAAGGCUGCCAUUCUUCGACAACACCAUGGAUUUGAUACACUCUAGUGUAUUCCUUGAUGGUUGGAUUGAUCUACAACUAUUGGACUUUUUCUUGUUCGACUGGGACAGGGUGCUAAGGCCGGGGGGCUUGUUGUGGUUGGACAAGUUCUUCUGUAGCAGAAAGGAUCUUGAUGACUACAUAUACAUGUUCCUCCAGUUUAGGUACAAGAAGCGCAAGUGGGUGAUUUCUUUCAAGUCGAAAGACGAGGUGUAUCUCUCCGCAUUGUUAGAAAAGCCGCCGAGGUCUUUGUGAAUGGAGAAGGUGACUACUAAUGUUACAUUUGGACAUCAAUGCCAACUUUCAGGUGAACAACACUUGAAAGCUUAAGCUUUUGUUGCUUUUAUGUUUUGUUGAUAGUUCUAACCCUUCUAAUUGUUAGCAUGAGUUCACAAUGAUCUUUCUCAUUGUUCA
Messenger RNA from Zingiber officinale, 1788 nucleotides. Its product is annotated as probable methyltransferase At1g29790. Gene Ontology annotation, molecular function: methyltransferase activity. The transcript has a single exon. The coding region runs from base 244 to 1629 and encodes 461 amino acids. The record is from RefSeq and is a predicted model, not a curated record. NCBI's taxonomy places the organism in Eukaryota, Viridiplantae, Streptophyta, Magnoliopsida, Zingiberales, Zingiberaceae.